This is a messenger RNA of Symbiodinium sp. CCMP2456, 717 nucleotides long. The record is from the annotation of a GenBank genome assembly. Lineage: Eukaryota; Dinophyceae; Suessiales; Symbiodiniaceae.
AUGCGCCUCUAUGAUCUGACUGUGGAGGCUCCCCAGCUUCACCUGGUAAAGCCCAGGGACCCUCAAAGAGAGAACCCGAGGCUCAGCUUGGAAGAGGCGCGCAAGGAGUGGCUGAUCGACCGGCUCGCCGAGCUCUUGGUGUUCGGGGAUUCUUGCUCCCAGUGCAGAGGACGAUAUCAGCUUGAGCUACGGGUGAAGGAGGGUGAGGUUGUCGUCCCUGAAUGCUACAAGUUUGGCAGCGGAGCAUACGUGACCUAUGAGCUGCUAGCUCAUGAGAAGGAGCAGGCGCGGAUGCAGGCGGCGAAGGAGGAAGCUGCAGCAAGACUCGCCAGGCGGAAAAGCCGCGGGAUGGAAGACAUCGAUGGCGAGGACCUCGCGGAUGGAUUUCCGAUGGACGAUGCCGAGCUGGAUGGAGAACCCCUGGAGUUAUCCACGCCAGGUGAGAUCUUCCAGGCAGUUGAGCUCGCAAAGCAGGCUCCGGAGGCCUUGGCUAGCUACUUGGGCACCGUGGGAGGUGCUGAGGAGCUCCUUGGGAACUUCGUCCUUGGCGCAGCCCUCGUAGAGAGCUCUCCGUCGGAGGAGGUCAUCAGCGUGAUCAGCGCUGAGGAGACGCAGGGCCGAGCACAAGAGGCAGCGCAGGACGACUCCCAGGAGAUGUUGGACAUCCAGCGCCCCGACGCCGGCCAAGGCUCGUCCAAAGAAGAGGCCUCACCGGAG